AUGGUUUCGUUCUCGUGUGAGGUUUGCAACGACACAGUUAUCAAGAAGAAGCUGGCCAUCCACCAAAGACAGUGUCAGGGUGCUUACUUCACUUGUAUCGACUGCAACAAGACGUUCUACAACAACGAACAUGUGCAGCACACGAGCUGUAUCACCGAGGUUGAAAAAUACGAAAAGGGCUGGAAAGCUCCUAAAGUGCAGGCUCCUGCCAAAGUGACGAACCCCGCCAAGAUAGAAGCCAAGAAGAACAAGCCGGCGGAGGAGAAAAAAACUCCUCUGCUAUCGUCGUUUGUCUCCGACUCAGACUCACUCUACAAAGUUCUCAAAAAAGCUCGCAAAGGACUCAACAAGGACAAGUCCAAGCUGCUCAAGGCUCUCAAGGUGUCCAAAAACCCAGACGGCUCUAUCACCGUCUCGCUGUGA
This is a messenger RNA of Ogataea philodendri, 423 nucleotides long. RefSeq lists its product as uncharacterized. The coding region runs from base 1 to 423 and encodes 140 amino acids. Gene Ontology annotation, cellular component: nucleolus. The record is from RefSeq and is a predicted model, not a curated record. Lineage: Eukaryota; Fungi; Ascomycota; Pichiomycetes; Pichiales; Pichiaceae. Gene Ontology annotation, biological process: rRNA processing; negative regulation of transcription by RNA polymerase II. The transcript has a single exon. Gene Ontology annotation, molecular function: DNA binding.